Messenger RNA from Erythranthe guttata (spotted monkey flower), 4264 nucleotides. The record is from RefSeq and is a predicted model, not a curated record. Lineage: Eukaryota; Viridiplantae; Streptophyta; Magnoliopsida; Lamiales; Phrymaceae.
AAAAUCAAAUUAAAUUUCACAAUAAUACGAUUUGGGAAAAAUAAAAAUAUUUAAAAGACCAAUUUCCUCAAAAUGAAUAUGCACGUUAAUUAGUUGUAUGAACAGAAGAAAAAAAAAUGAAUUUUAGGAAAGAUUCCAUAUUACUAAUGGUACGGUUAGUCACUUAACCAUGGUUGGAAAGAAGACUAUGGUUGGAAACAAGGGAAAGUUCUCAUUUCUCACCAUUUGUAAUUUGCUUAACUUUCCUCUCUCUCUCUCUCUCUCUCUCUCUCUAAAAAAAUACACACACAUCCUCAAAGAAAACAAUGGCAGUAGAAGCUGUGCUAGGAGCUGCCGUUCAAGUUUUACUUCAAAAUCUGGUCUUAGUUUCGGAGAAGCAAAUCAUAAGUCCCAUUCGAAAUUUCAAGAAAGAUUUGAGAAAGCUAAACGAUUAUGUCUUAAUGAUUAAGGAUUUCCUAGACGAUGCUGACAAGCAGCAUAUCACCAGAGAAGCCGUCAAACGCUGGUUGAAGAAGCUUGAAGUUGUGGCUUUCGAUGCAGAUAAUGUUUUGGAUGAGAUCAACUAUCAACUUCUCUCCAACCAAAUUCAGACAGAAAAUAAAACGAAGACAAAGGUACGCGGCUUCAUCCUACGUCGUAUUUGCCGAAUAAAAAUGGCACGUAAAAUCAAGGAUAUCAAUCAAAACUUGGAAGAGAUCAACCUCGAGGCAAACAAAUAUGGCCUUGAAAAGACAGUGGUAGGUGAGUAUGCUCCGAUUACUCACCUAGAAACUGAUGCAUUCAAUAUCGAUCCGAUUUUUCUUGGAAGAGAAGGUGACGUGUCUGAAAUAGUGAAGACGAUGACUACUCUUCCAAAUGAUCAAGUACUCUCUAUCCUCCCCAUUUUCGGGAUGGGAGGGCUCGGAAAAACAACGGUAGCUCGGAACGUGCUUGAUCAUGAAGCCAUAAAGGCUCAUUUUUCUAAGCGUUUUUGGGUGCAUGUCUCUCAAAACUUCGAUGCCAAGAUUCUUUUCAAUAAGAUUCUUACAUCGUUAACCGGAACAAACGCCGGACUUGGAGAUAAACAGGGAGUUCUGGAAGAGCUUCAAAAGGAGUUAGAAGCUCAAAGAUUUCUACUUGUUCUCGACGAUGUCUGGAAUGGAAAUCAUGAAAUAUGGGGUGAUUUUAUCAAUUCGUUGAGAAAAAUUACUUCUGGUACGGGAAAUGGCAUCAUUGUUACUACGCGAAGUGAAAAUGUUGUUUCACUGGUGAAAACACUCCCUACUAUGCACAAGCUAAAUAACUUGUCAGAAGAUGAGUGUUGGUCCAUAAUCAAAACAAAAUCCGUUGGAGAAGGUGAUAUUCCAUCAGAAUUUCAGAGAAUUGGCGUAUCUAUUGCAAAAAGAUGCCAAGGUUUGCCAUUGGCGGCCAAAGUGGUUGGGGGAUUGUUGCGCGGUAAGUCGAUUGAUGAGUGGUUGUCGAUUGAUGAGAAAUGGCUCUCAGAUUUAAAAGAUGAAAAUCCAGUCUCCAAGAUUUUGAAACUGAGUUUUGAUCAUUUGUCGCCACCAUCACUCAAAAAGUGCUUUGCAUAUUGUUCGAUAUUUCCUAAAGGAUAUGACUUGGAAAGGGAACGCUUGGUUGAGCUUUGGAUGGCAGAAGGAUUCCUUGGAGGAAAUGAUGAUAUGGAAAUUGUUGGCAACAAAUUCUUUAAUCAACUUCUAGAGAACUCCUUGUUGUUACAAGUUGUGGGGAGAAAAUACUAUUAUGGCGGUGCCGAUAUAACAUAUUAUAACAUGCACGAUCUUGUGCAUGAUCUUGCAUCUUCUAUUUUAAAUUCAAGCGACCAAGUUCGGUACAUGAGCCUGCAGUCCAGUAGUGGUGAAUCGUGUACUAGCCUAACUGAACAAGCAAGUUGUAUUCGUUCGUUAUUGUUCAAUGAUAAAAUAUGCAUGCUCGUGUUCUCGAAGUUCACAUCGUUGCAUGUUUUAAUUCUGAUGGACUAUUGUGUUAAAGAGUUGCCAACUUCAAUCAAAGAGCUAAUGCAUUUGAGAUGUCUUGACAUUUUAGGUUCAAGGAUUAAAUGUUUGCCAGACUCUGUUGGUGAACUAUAUCACUUGCAGACAUUACGAUCAUGUCAUACCUUGAAGAAACUGCCAAACACAUUGAAGAACUUGAUUGGCUUAAGACAUCUCCACAUUCCUCGAAUUGAAUUACCUCCAGGGAUGCGAAGAUUAACUUCUCUUCGAACACUGCCGUACUUUGGAGUGGGUGAUGAAAAGGGUCGUGGAAUUAGUGAGCUCGAAUGCUUGAAGAACCUCGAAGGAAAGCUGGAGAUCUAUAAUCUUGAGAAGGUGCAUGACAAAGAAGAGGCUAAGAGAGCAGAUUUAUUACGAAAGCCAAACAUAGUCAAGUUAAAGCUUACAUGGGAUGAAGAUAGAGAAGGUGGAAAUGGCGAUGAGAGUGUGUUGGAAGGCCUCCAACCCCACCCAAAUUUAGAGAGCUUAAAUAUUUGUGGAUUUGGAGGAAAAAGCUUGCCAGCAUGGUGUUCAAAUAUGUCGGGGCUUUAUAAAUUGAUGAAGAUAAGACUUGAAAGAUGCAAAGAAUGUGAACAAGUCCCAAUGCUAGGGCACUUGCCACAUUUGAAGAAUCUUUAUCUGGAUGGUCUGGUGAAUGUGAGAUCCAUAGGUUCCUCAUUUUACGGAGUUGAUGACAAAUGUGUUUCCUUUCCGGCACUUGAAAGGCUGGAGUUGAGGGGAAUGUCAGAGCUGACGAAGUGGUUAGAAGCUGAAUUGCCAAGUGCAACACCUGAAAAUGAUCAACUACUUGUUGUAUUUCCUCGCCUCGAGUACUUGCGGAUUAAAGAUUGCAGGCAAUUGAAGAGUGCUCCGAGUCACUUUCCAUGCCUUAAAGAAUUGGAGAUUGGUGAGGUGGAUAGCGAAUUACCUUUGGCAAGUAUAUGUGAGAUCAACUUAAUCUCUCUUACAAAGCUCCAAAUUGAGUCAAUUGAUGGAUUGACGUGUCUCCCACAUUGGCUUUUCCUUAAAAAUCAAAAUCUCUCAAACUUGGAGAUAAGUGGUUGUCGCAACUUAACGCAUCUAGUUCCGUGCUUGGAAGGUGGAGGAACUUCUCUUAGGAAGUUGGAGAUACGGAAUUGUCCGGAAUUGAGAGAUUUACCAGAUGAUCUACACACCCUCAGUGCUCUCGAGAAUUUGGCGAUUUACAGAUGCUCAAAACUGAAGACAAUACCAUAUCCACAUGAAACACAUAAUGAUGAUGAUGAUGAUGAUGAUCAAUUAUUAUUAGGCUUGAGUAGCCUUCGUUAUUUGAGUAUUACUACGUGCGGAGGCCUGACCAAUUUGUCGAGUGAAAUGAUAGAGUCAUGUGCGCAGUCCCUGGAGAGUUUGAGACUGAGUGGAUUAAUGAAUUUAAGGAUGAACAUGGAAACGAUAAUUGGGUAUUGUAUGCAAAAAAUGCCUUGUCUCUCUGAGUUGAUAAUUUUUGAUGUUCCAACCACUAAGAAUUCCUGGGAGAUUGUUGGUUCUUUUUCUCCUGGCAACUUGAGAGAUUUAUCAAUCAGUUGUGAUGAGUACUCAGUUUCAGUUGUUGAUGCCAUCUUGAAAGCAACAACCAAAUCUCUUCAUGUAUUAACAUUGCACGGGACAAAGCAUAGUCGUGAACUACCGGGUCAGCUUCAACAUCUCACUGCUCUUUCUGAGUUAUACUUGUAUGAUUUUGUAGAGAUGGAAGAAUUGCCUGAUUGGGUAAUUGGGAAUAACAACAACAACGUAUUCUCAUCUCCGAAACUAUUAUCUCUAUCCGGCUGCAACAAGUUGCGAUGUCUGCCGUCUAAGGAAGCCAUGCUACGUCUCACCAAGUUAUACAUCUUGGAUUGUCCGAUGUUACAUAUAAAAGGUCGAGAUGGCGAUGAUGGUUCUGAGUGGCCCAAGAUAUCCCAUAUCCCCUUUGUCUAUGUGGAUUGGGUUCAAAUUCCAACUCAUGCUCAGUAAAUAUUUAAUUCGACACCUCUCCAGCAAAGUUUACUUUAGGAUUUGGUGCCAAACCAAGAUAAGAAGGGAGAGAGCGCAAUUUUUUGUAAAGGAGAGAGAGAUCACAUUAAAAUGUGAGUAUACUUAUUUCUUCUUCUUCUUUCUUGGAUUUACCACAUUUUAUUUGGUUUACAUAUUCAUUCUUCCUCUUUUUUACUAUUUUCUUUAAAAAUGUGGUCAUUUUGUAAUUUCUCAUUUUUUGAUGAGUUAUUAACCGAAAUUGAGCAUUUUUUUUUGCA